Messenger RNA from Colletotrichum higginsianum IMI 349063, 1467 nucleotides. Its product is annotated as Aldehyde dehydrogenase. The record is from RefSeq and is a predicted model, not a curated record. Gene Ontology annotation, molecular function: succinate-semialdehyde dehydrogenase (NAD+) activity. The transcript has 3 exons. Lineage: Eukaryota; Fungi; Ascomycota; Sordariomycetes; Glomerellales; Glomerellaceae. The coding region runs from base 1 to 1467 and encodes 488 amino acids.
AUGGGCUCCCCAAGCGAAUCAUCCGGUACAGACGCGGCUCAGGGCCCCAUCCCCCUCGUCAUCAACGGAAAGGAUGUCGUGACGGAGACGACGUUUCCAAAGGUCGGACCCCUCGAGAACAAACAGAUCUGGACCGCGUCGGCCGCCUCCGAAGCGGACGCCAUCGCCGCCGCCGACGCGGCGCAGGCCGCGUUCCCGGCAUGGUCCAAGACGAAGCCGUCACGCCGCCGUGACAUCUUCCUCCGCGCGGCCGACAUCAUGGACAAGCGGCGCGUCGAGCUCGGCGAGUACAUGCGCCAAGAGGUCGGCGCGAACCAGGGCUACCAGGACUUCAUCCUGGGCCUGGCCAUCGAGGGCCUGAAGGACACCGCGGGGAAGAUCGCGGAUGCCUGCACGGGCAGCGUCCCCGACUCGAUCCACGACGGCAUGCGGGCCAUCGUGUACAAACGCCCGUACGGCGUCGUUCUGGGCAUCGCGCCCUGGAACGCAGCCUACCAUCUCGGUCUCCGAGCCGUGACCUUCGCACUGGCGGCGGGCAACACCACCGUGCUGAAGGGGUCAGAACUCCUCCCCAAGUGCUACUGGGCCAUGGUCGAUGUCUUCCGCGAGGCCGGCCUGCCCGACGGCUGCCUGAACCUCGUCCUCCACCGCCCGGAGGACGCAUCCGCCAUCACGAACACGCUCAUCGCCCACCCGGCGGUCAGGAAGAUCAACUUUACCGGAAGCAGUCGCGUCGGCAGCAUCGUCUCCGCGGAGGCGGGCCGCCACCUGAAGCCGGUGCUCAUGGAGCUCGGAGGCAAGUCGAACGCCGUGGUCCUGGCGGACGCGGACCUCGAAAAGGCCGCCCUCCAUUGCGCCGUCGGAGCUUUCAUAAACGCCGGUCAGAUAUGCAUGUCGACGGAGCGCAUCUUGGUUCAUUCCUCGGUCGCGGAACAGUUCGAGUCCGCUUUCAAGGCGUCGGUGGACAAGAUAUUCGGCUCCGCCCCGGACACGCCCAUGCUCAUCACUGCCGGGUCGGUCACUCGCAACCAAGCCCUCGUGCAGGAUGCCGUGUCAAAGGGUGCCAAGACACUGGGUCUCUCACCCGAGCUGGACCAAGGGAAAGUCCCGACUCAGAUGCGCCCCGUCAUUCUCACCAACGUGAACCCGACGAUGGACCUCUACGGCGGCGAGUCGUUCGGGCCCAGCGUCUCCAUUUACACGUUUGAGACGGAGGAUGACAUGGUCGAGCUUGCCAAUGACACGGAGUACGGGCUGGCUGCCUCCAUCUACUCGGAAGACCUCCGGGCGGCGUUCCGAAUCGCGGACAGGCUUGAGUCUGGCGCUGUCCAUAUCAACUCCAUGACGGUUCACGACGAGUUUGCCCUGCCUCACGGAGGUGUGAAGAAGAGCGGCUUCGGGAGGUUCAACGGGACGAAGGGCUUGGAGGAGUUUCUCUACUGCAAGUCGGUGACCUGGAUGGAGUAG